AUGGCUGCUGAAAAAAUGAAUGGUGGAAAUGAUGACUUAAAGAACCGAAUAUGUUCUCAACAUUCAGACCGGAAGUUUGACAUGGUUUGCAUCACGUGCAAGGACGAGCCUAUAUGUCGGAAAUGCGUUAGUACAACGCACAUUAAACACACGUGCGCAGAAAUGGAGGGAUACUACGAUACAAAGAAGGAGUCAUUUCUGCGAUUAGUACAAAAAGCUGACGGUAAAGUUAAAGGAAUGGAUGGAAAGUUGAAAAGGCUGAAAAAACUUCAGGACCAAAACCAAAAAUCUAUUGAUGAAACGGUCAAUGAAGUGAGAGUGAGAGGUAGGGAACUGAAGAAUAAAAUUGAUAAAAUUACAGAAAACUUAAUAGACGAGUGUAAAGCUGUUGGGACUCAAAACGAUAACGUCAUGGGAAAACUAGAGGAAACACUUGAAAAGUCAAUGAACGACCUGAAACAAACGAUUCAGAAAUGCAAAAUAGUGAUAGGAUGUGAGAAAUUCGAGGAAUAUGCCUUGAUGGAACGAAAUCUGAGAUCACUAGUCCUCCGAAAACCAGAUCAACUUCCGGUUCUUAACACUCCAAAAUUGUCUUCCAAUGUGGAAAAUUCAAGUAGUGAACAACUCCAGAACGCGUACGGAUCCAUGAGCAAGAAAGAAUGGCGACUCGAUAAAAUGGGGUUGGCAGAAGAGGAUUACACACCUGUUGUCAACCAACCAGCUCAAAAGCCAACGAAACUCUUCACCGUGUCUGUUCUGGCGUCAUUUGAGCUAUCAGCUCAAAAGUACAUCCGGUCAGUGUGGCCAGUGGACGAGCACAAGUCGUGGGUAAUUUGCGGCGGAAGUAACGAGGCCCACUUAGUUUCUGCCAAAGGUGACAUGGUGCAGACAUCAAAGGUGGACGAUGGUGUUUGGAUUACGGACGUGACAUGUACAGCGGACGGAAACAAAACAAUGGUCUGCUGCGGGGACGGCAGUAUUAGAGAGAUAUUGCCCAGUGGAGAAUGCAAAAUCAUGUUCCACACAGAAUGCUACGCCAACAGUCUGAGCGAGUCGGAACAAGAGGGAUGCGUGACCGUCUGUCGUCAUCGGGAACAGAAUCUCGUGAGAGUAACGCACAAGGGCAAAAUCAUGCAGACGAUUAAUUUCGGCGCGGACGGAAAACCGCUGUUUUGCAAACCAGUUUGCAUACGUGUUAACAGAAGCAAUGGUGAUAUGGUGGUGUUGGAAGCCAAUUCCCCACGUCAUGUCGUAUUGUUUGACAAAGAUUUGAAGCUUCUCGCUCGUUAUCAAGGGAAUACCGAUUAUUCUGGACAACUAGCCGAAAACGGCGCGGAGCAGGACGAGUUCCAGCCUUGGGAUGUUUGCUUUGACCGUCAAGGUAAUGUCAUGAUCGCAGACGGUCGGACUAAAUCUUUGAUUCUGAUCGACAGACAUGGACAGACGAUACGAACACUGUUUGAUGAUGAUAUCGGGCCGACAUGUAUGGGCAUGUGCAAAAAUGGCGAUAUGUGGGUCGGCUUUGAUUACGGCAAUGUCAAGGUCAUACGAUUUAAUAACUCAACGUAG
Molecule: messenger RNA, 1569 nt
Organism: Ylistrum balloti
Lineage: Eukaryota; Metazoa; Mollusca; Bivalvia; Pectinida; Pectinidae
Exons: 1
Coding region: 1-1569 (522 amino acids)
Source: RefSeq, a predicted model, not a curated record